ACUCAGACAGCAGGCACACGUGGAGCAAAGAGGCAGAGAGGGAAGAGGGGCGACCAGCAGAGAGCAAGAGAGAGUCAAACUGCUGCCACGGACUGGGAGUAGUUUCUGCAUCUGGACUUGAAACAGACAAAUAUAGAAACAAAGGACCAAGACAGAAGGUUUAGAGGAGAAGAAGAGGAGAAAUCAACAACCACUUGACUUCAUCAUGUGCUUUCUGCCACAGGAUUAACUGAGAGAGGAACUGACCUGUGAAGUGAUUUGUGUAAACCAAGAGAGAAAAACAAGAAGGUCGUGGAACCUGCAGCCACCUGUGACACAGCAGCUCCAAGGUCAAGUCACUCUUGAUUUCUGACUCAAGAUCAACUUGCUGAUCUUUUAAGCCAAGAUAGACUCAGCCUUGUUAGAGGUACAUCUGACUUACCUGGCUCAACACAUUUCGCAGCGAAGACACGUUGGGGGUAAAGUGACAUUUUGAGCGGUGGACACCUUUAGGGAGCAGCAUCUUUGCAGAAACGUUACAAGUUUAAUCUCAACAAGUGGAAAUCACACAAGAAUCAAUCAGCAGCUGCCAGACUCUUAUUACGAUAAAGAUGACAUUCGCAAUGCUGCGCACGGCGCCUCCCGCAGGCCGCUUCUUGUAUGGCGACAUCGCGCUCCUUUCCGAAGACGAAGACGAGAACGGGAGCGAGGGGUCUGGCUCCGAUGAGCACAGCUCCAACGCCUUCCACCUGUCCUCCUCGUCCCCGUCUGCUUUCCACAUCAAGAUGAACAGGAAGAGGAAGAUGUGUGCGGGAAUUGGCAUUGGAGGGGUAGGUAUGGGGGGCAUGUUGGGGAGGCUCGCCCCCCCAGGCAUGUCUCCCCCGGGGGAAAUUCGCCAGAGGACUGCAGCCAACGCGCGGGAAAGAGAUCGCACCAACUCUGUCAACACGGCGUUCACGGCGCUGCGUACACUCAUCCCCACCGAGCCUGCAGACAGGAAGCUGUCGAAGAUCGAGACUCUACGUCUGGCCAGCAGCUACAUCAGUCAUCUUGGGAACGUCCUGCUGCUGGGUGAGGGACUUCAUGACGGACAGCCGUGCCACGCUCCCUCACCACCGUUCUUCCAUGUCAACUCCUCCCCCAACCGAGGAUCUGACCAAUCGACUCAGCCCAAGCACAUCUGUACUUUCUGCCUCAGCAACCAGAGGAAAAUGAACAAAGACCGAGACAGGAAGACGGCCAUCAGAAGCUAACAGUGAGGACACACACCAUGUGGAUAAAAUGCUCGUCACUUUGACAGCACUUUGGGUGAUUUUACGAUUUCUGCAACUUGAAGAUUGACAGACUUGUGAUCCAUUGCAAGGACUUUUCAAGGACUUCUAUAGCACUUCCAGGACUUUUCAAGGAACUUUAUGAAGCGAUUUUUUUUCGGUUGACUUAUUAUUUUGCUUUAUAUGAAAUUUUUUAAUUUUACAGUGUUUUCAAAUAUGAUUCAAACACUCCUGAAAUGUUUAACUAUACUUUUUAUGGGCUUUUGCUUUCUUAUCAACACCACGAAGAAACUUUCAACAACACUUAUGAGAGACCUUUUACUGUAUUGACUCAACGACUGUUUGUUCAGAGUCAGUGGAACUUAUGGCACAUGAUCGAAAAAUACACAACCUAUGAAAGACAAGUUUGUACUCAAAAGCUGUGUGUUAUUAAUGUGUAAACUGAAAUAUAAAUGUAUAUUUAUGUGACAUUACAUUAUAUAAUGAAACUAUGUUAUUUAACAGGCAUAUGACAUUAUGGAAAAAUAAUGAGAAUUGGUUUAAGGUACAAAGCGAUGGCUAUUGACACAGUUUAUGGCAUUACAAAAAAAAAUCAUGCUGGAACUUUUGUGGUAUAUUGGUUGUUUCUAAUAAUAAUUUCUGGAAGUUGAUGCUGGAAAAUAAUUCAAGAUGACCAAUAAAUCUUUUUGUAUAUCUGGAA
This is a messenger RNA of Hippoglossus stenolepis (Pacific halibut), 1950 nucleotides long. RefSeq names its product basic helix-loop-helix transcription factor scleraxis. The transcript has 3 exons. NCBI's taxonomy places the organism in Eukaryota, Metazoa, Chordata, Actinopteri, Pleuronectiformes, Pleuronectidae. Bases 591 to 1232 code for a protein of 213 amino acids. The record is from RefSeq and is a predicted model, not a curated record. Gene Ontology annotation, molecular function: RNA polymerase II transcription regulatory region sequence-specific DNA binding; DNA-binding transcription factor activity, RNA polymerase II-specific; protein dimerization activity. Gene Ontology annotation, biological process: regulation of transcription by RNA polymerase II; developmental process.